UCUAUGACGUCCAAAAACAAGUGCUACAUUUAAAAUCAAUGACGACAGCAAUCUUGUUUUCUGUUAUUGAGAAGUACCUUUGAAGCAAGAUAAACUUUUCGGCUUGCUUGCCAAAAUAUGGCCACUAAUAAUUUAGCGGACCAAUCGCAACAGCUAAAUAGUGACAGCAGGAGUGCAUCCCCGAGAGUGUCAGGCAUAUACCUAACGGUUCACAAACCGCCCAACAGUACGCCGGUACGAGACGUUGAAGCUGAGACUUCGGCGAUUGGCACUGACGUGGAUCUUAGCUACCUUCUGGAGGAAAACGCUCGACAGAUGCUCAAAUAUCGGAAGAGGCCUCGCCUUGACCACGAAAAACCGGUGAAACUAAGCAAUUCCUUCUUCAAUCAAGAUUUCCCUACGAGGUUGUGGAAAAUAGUGGAUUCUGACUUGUUCAAGUCGGUCACAUGGGACAAGAAUGGCAUUUACAUGCUUCUCGACGAGGAACGGUUCACCAAGGAGGUGUUACAGCCAACAAGAUUCCAACCUACUCUCCCAUGUGUCACCAUGGCUGGAUUCGACCAACAACUGAUCCUCCACGGUUUUCAAAAGCUCUCCUCAGCUACCCCCACCUCAAAGUUGUCCAUGUACUACCAUCACAGCUUCAGACAGCACCAGGAGAAGCUACUGAAGAAGAUCAAGGAACCGGUGGUUGCAGAGGUGGAAGUGGUGGAGGAGGAGGAUGAUGAUGUGGAGAUAAUCCGGGUCAUCCCUGGUCCUCCCCGUCAGCCCGGCCCUCCUGUUACUCCCAUUACCCCUCCCGUUACCAGUAAGGCUGAGACCCGGGACGGCGAGGCCGAGAAGGAUGAGAAGAAGGAGAAGGAGCAGCUCUCGCUAGCUGCCAAGGACCUGGUUGCCAAGAUCAGCUCGGCGGUCAACCAGAGGAAGACCGUUCUGCUGGUCACACCCUCCUCCUCCUCCCACACCUCAUCCACACCCACCCCGGCCCCAGCCUCCUGCCCAGCCCGCUCCUUUACCCUCUCCUACCCCACCCCAGUCCCCUCCUGCUCCUACUCCAACCCAUCCACUCCUGCACAGGCCCUAACCCCCUCCUACACCUACUCCACCCCGGCUCCCACCCCGGCCCCAGCCCAGUUCGAAGAGGCAAAUGAGGCCCAGGCACACCAAGCCCAGCAGGCCCAAGCUCAGGCCCUAAAUGCCCACCAGAGCCAAGCUCAGGCACUUAAUGCCCAUCAGGCCCAAUACCAACAGGUUCAUGCCCAGGCCCUGUAUGCCCAGAUGGCUCAGUCCCAGAUGGCAUGGAUGCAAGCAGCGAUGUAUAACCCCUGGGUCCUCCAGGCCAUGCAGAUGCAGAUGGCAGCCUAUAUGUCCCCCCCACCACACUACCUGCACCGGCCAGCAGGGGGGUUCUCAACCACUCACCACAUCCACCCAGUCUACCCCAGUGGGAGCAGAAGCCCUACUGGGGCAGGGUCAGAGUCGGGCCGCUACUCCCCUGAUCUGUCCUUCUCCCCACCCAAUCCCUGAACCCCUCUAUCCCUCCAUCCCUUCAUCCAUCCAUCCAUCCAUCAAACUAAGCCAAACCUUGAGUAGGCCUAUGAGAUCCCUCUUCCCCCACAUCCCUAAAAUACUUUUAGAGAAAACCUUUAAUCUAGAUUCUUAAUAAACUAUUUUGCAGUUCA
Coregonus clupeaformis (lake whitefish) is the source of this 1682-nucleotide messenger RNA. RefSeq lists its product as uncharacterized. The transcript has 2 exons. The coding region runs from base 118 to 1527 and encodes 469 amino acids. Gene Ontology annotation, molecular function: DNA-binding transcription factor activity; sequence-specific DNA binding. Gene Ontology annotation, biological process: regulation of DNA-templated transcription. NCBI's taxonomy places the organism in Eukaryota, Metazoa, Chordata, Actinopteri, Salmoniformes, Salmonidae. The record is from RefSeq and is a predicted model, not a curated record.